UCGUCCCCGGCGUUUGAUACUAAUCAAAAGACAUUAGAGCGUACUUCUGAUAUUUACGUACCAGCUCAGUUUGACCGCGAUUUCGCGAAGUGGCCAUCCUUCCAGAUACUGCCUCCUAUGACCUUCGCCAUGUCCCGAAACAGCCUCAGAUGGAUAGACAUUCUAAUGGUCUGGAGUAUCACCUUGACUUGUAUUCAUCUCGUCGGAGCUGACCACAAGGACGUGGGAUUUAUCAGCGCAUUGACAGUAGACCCAGCCGAUAUCCAGCAAAAAGUUGGUUUUAAACCUCAAAUCGCACAAGUCACAGUCGAUUCUAGCGUUUUUAUACUACUGGUUUGGUUCACUUGCUCCAUCUGCUGCCUGUUCGGAAGAGCUAAGUAUGUGGUAACGCCCAGUGACCAGGAUGACAGCUUAGGUAGUCGAGUGUGUCGGAUUGUGUGUCCCGUUUGUUCACUCUGUAUGUCACCCGAUUGUUAA
This is a messenger RNA of Dicrocoelium dendriticum, 477 nucleotides long. Lineage: Eukaryota; Metazoa; Platyhelminthes; Trematoda; Plagiorchiida; Dicrocoeliidae. The record is from the annotation of a GenBank genome assembly.